Messenger RNA from Xiphias gladius (swordfish), 2223 nucleotides. Its product is annotated as Y-box-binding protein 2-A-like. Gene Ontology annotation, biological process: regulation of gene expression. Gene Ontology annotation, molecular function: nucleic acid binding. Bases 169 to 1146 code for a protein of 325 amino acids. Lineage: Eukaryota; Metazoa; Chordata; Actinopteri; Istiophoriformes; Xiphiidae. The record is from RefSeq and is a predicted model, not a curated record. Gene Ontology annotation, cellular component: nucleus. The transcript has 9 exons.
CACACCCCAGCUCGAGGUCUCGUGAAGACCAAUGAGGGCGCGGCCUCUGUCCGGCAGCCCGAGGGGAUGUCGGGAUAAAAACUUAGCCGUGCCGGACGGGAAAGUUUCGGGAAGCGCAGGAGGGAGGGGACUGAGGAGUGAAAGUCUUGCAGUGACCCGACAGCGAGCAUGACCGACGCCGAGGCGCAGAGCGCUCCGCCGUCGGCACCGGCGGAAGACAAGCCGCAGCCGGAGAGGAAAGUCAUAGCCACCUUGGUCCAAGGCACAGUGAAAUGGUUCAAUGUGCGUAAUGGAUAUGGCUUCAUAAACAGGAAUGAUACCAAAGAAGAUGUAUUUGUUCAUCAGACUGCUAUCAAGAAGAACAACCCUAGGAAAUUCCUCCGAAGUGUGGGAGACGGGGAGAUCGUAGAGUUUGACGUGAUUGAAGCAGCUAAGGGAUCAGAGGCGGCCAAUGUGACGGGACCAGGUGGCGUUCCGGUCAAAGGGAGCCGCUACGCACCCAACAAACGCCGCUUCCGUCGACGGUUCUUCCCCCGCAGCCCUCGGCCUGGUGACCAGAGCAAACCAGCUGAUGGCCAAGCCCCCGCUGUUGAGGGCGAGGGAUCCGGGGAGAGCGACGGAACGCGACCCCAGCAGCGCCGCCGUAGGCCCCAAAGACCGCGACAGGAGGCACAAGAUGGUGAGUCUGGAGAGCAAAAGAACGGAGUGGCAGAGGACGACCAAACACUGCGACCGCCACGACGUAGAUUCUGGCGUCCAUACCGCAGACCGUUCCGGCCUCGCCCACAUUCUGAUCAGGCUGCAGACGGCCAGCAGGCAGCUGCUCCAGAGCAGAGCCAGGAGCAGGGUGAGGUGAAGCUGACAGAGGCCCCGGAGAACCCACAGACCAACGGAGAAGCAGCUGACGGCCAAGGCCAGAAACAACGGCGCCAGUCUAGACGCCGCAGGCAAAGGAACUCCGAGUCGUCUGUGUCAAAAAAUGAUACAGAGAAGUCUGCAUCAGAGCCUGGCACCCCUCCUCAGAAUUCAAAACCAGCCGACCUGAAAUCUACAUCGAAAUCCCCAAAGGUUUCCCCUAAAACCUCUCCUAAAACACCCAAGUCACCUGAGGCAGCUGCCACAACAGUCCCAGCACCAACAGAGUGACGUCAAUGAGAGGACAGUCAUGUGACCCUUGGCAAGAGGUGGGACCCCACAUUAAUGUGGUGCUACCCUGAGUCAGGUGGGGUGGGAGACAUGAGGGUGUAGUGUUGCACCUCUUGUGCUACACGUCCCACAUUGGCCAUCUUAUACAGAGGGCAGGAUGACGGACAUUAACGGGCUGUUGAGUCAAGUAAAUGGAUUUAAAGUGGAAUGGUGGCAUUGAAAGGGAUGGAAAGGAUUUUAUGUCGAGUCUGUAAAGACAGAAUCUUUGUUUAAUGCAGGGAACAUUUUUGCUCUAACUCUGGGAACCUGAAUUUCAGAUUCAUAUAAUCCUUGUUUUCAAGGAUAGGUGUCUUUUUGUGUUGACUGUCUGUUUCUUUACUUUCUUUCUUUCAAUCCCUGUGUCUCCCUUGUGUUUUUUUUUAUUUUCAUUUUUGUUUUGUUUCUCGUAGGUCCUAGGGUUGGAGGACUGGACCUAUACAGAACACAUGCACUGCUCUCCCCUCCCUGCACUCCCCCAUCCUCCAACCCACCUCAUCUCGCUGUCAUCCCCUCAGGCCCCUUCCCCCCCAUUCCCCUCCCCCCAUCUUGUCUUGUGUUGUCCUGUCUAGACACUGAUGUUUGGAGACGAUGGGGUAGGGAAGAAACGGGAUACAGGUGGGUGGUGGGUGCAUAUUUAGAAAUUAAAAGUACAUCUUUAAAAAGGAAAGAAUGGACACUCUGCUUGGUAGCCCAGUUAUUCCAACCACCCUUUAAGAACUAUUUUCUUUGAUCAGAUGGGGCACAUGAAAUAGUUUAGUGGAACCAGCCUUGAUUUUUAUUUAACUUCUUAAUUUGGUUGAAGAGGGGAAAAUCAAGCAGUUGUGAGGUUGGUGGUGCAUUAUGGGAGUCAGUUUGGUUCUGUUACCACCUCAGUCAAUUCUUAAAACAUACUACUCCCUUCAUCUUCCUCAGUUGAGGAUAGAUUGAAAAGAAACUAUUUUUUGUUUUACUUAUUUGUGCGUGCUUUUCUUUGGAGGGGAUUAUGUGCAAUGUCAAUACCUAAAAUGCUAAUUAAUAAAUCAUGUUUGCAAAUCUCAG